Colletotrichum orchidophilum is the source of this 378-nucleotide messenger RNA. RefSeq lists its product as uncharacterized. Bases 1 to 378 code for a protein of 125 amino acids. The record is from RefSeq and is a predicted model, not a curated record. NCBI's taxonomy places the organism in Eukaryota, Fungi, Ascomycota, Sordariomycetes, Glomerellales, Glomerellaceae. The transcript has a single exon.
AUGUCGGCUACCCGCCCCUCGAGUUCCCGUGCGCCCGUUCGGACGACGUGCACCUCGAGUCGUGAGAUUGGCGUCCUGGCGUCCACCAACCAACGCCACAUUGGCUCAAAAAGUGUGCCCGGCCAUCUCUCUGCUCUAGUGUCCGUAGCUCCACGCCCGAUCUCCCCCGUCUCCUCCCUGGCUUCCUGUCGAUCCAAGAAGCCCGAGCGAGAGCCCCCCCCCCCCUUCUUGCUCUGUAGUCUUUACUUGGUACCCUCGAAAGUCAAAGCAUCAAAGAAACGAGGAAAAACCCACCUCAGUGAGAGACACGUGUGCCCGUUUCGCGGCUAUGGCCCCAACCUGUUGGUAAUCCACCCCUCGAUCUGUUGUCUCGCUUGA